Messenger RNA from Tripterygium wilfordii, 1561 nucleotides. Its product is annotated as syntaxin-32-like. NCBI's taxonomy places the organism in Eukaryota, Viridiplantae, Streptophyta, Magnoliopsida, Celastrales, Celastraceae. Gene Ontology annotation, biological process: endoplasmic reticulum to Golgi vesicle-mediated transport; vesicle fusion; intracellular protein transport. Bases 331 to 1371 code for a protein of 346 amino acids. The record is from RefSeq and is a predicted model, not a curated record. Gene Ontology annotation, molecular function: SNAP receptor activity; SNARE binding. The transcript has 5 exons. Gene Ontology annotation, cellular component: SNARE complex; Golgi membrane; endomembrane system.
GAGCCAGGUAGAUUGGAUAGAUCUGGUCUGGUCGUAUUGCUUUGAGCACUCUUUUUUUUCGCUUCAAUGUUUUUGCGAUUCGAGCCCUGAUAUUUGAUUUGAUCUAAAUUUAUAUUUCUUCUUUGCUACUGAGAACCGAAACGCCAUCGAUUCGUCAUUAGGGUUUCCAGAUCUCAUCCAUUUUUGUACCGUCUCAUCGGUAUCUUUGUCUGAUCUCGACAAUCAAAUCUUCAUAAAUUUCGUUUGCGUAUGCCGACACUAAAACUUGCAUCUAUAUAGGAACUGAAUUUUGAAGAUUCGUUUCUGAAUUGGAACGCUAUAGUGAUAGAGAUGCCUGUGAAAGCAGGGCAGUCGUCAUACCGGGAUCGGACGCAAGAGUUUUUGAGUGUCGCUGAUCGGCUGAAGAAAUCUUUAUCGUCGUCGGCCACCAAUGCGCAAUCGAGCAGUAGUGUCGGUGGCAACGCCAAGCAAGAUGGAACAAGAGCGGCGGUGGCGAUUCAGUCGGAGUUCAACAAAAGGGCGUCCAAGAUCGGGUUUGGGAUCCACCAGACGUCUCAGAAGCUUUCACAGCUCGCAAAAUUGGCAAAGAGAACAUCGGUGUUUGAUGAUCCAACAAAGGAGAUCCAAGAGCUGACAGCGGUAAUAAAGCAGGAUAUUCAAGCACUUAAUUCAGCUGUUGUGGACCUUCAACUUGUCUGCAAUUCCCAAAACGAAAGUGGAAACAUGUCCAGUGACACCACAACUCACUCGACCACAGUUGUAGAUAACCUAAAGAACCGCUUAAUGAGCACUACAAAGGAUUUUAAGGAGGUUCUUACCAUGCGGACGGAGAACUUAAAAGUACAUGAGAAUAGAAGACAGCUGUUUUCUUCUACUGCUUCAAAAGAUUCACCAAAUCCUUUUGUGCGCCAACGUCCAUUGGCUUCCAAAUCAGCUGCUGGGGCAUCAAAUACUCCUCCACCAUGGGCCAAUGGCUCCUCUUCUUCUUCACAAUUAUUUCCGAGCAAGCAGACAGAUACAGAAUCUCAACCAUUGCUCCAGCAGCAGCAGCAGCAGCGACAACAGCAGCAACAGAUGGUUCCGCUACAAGACAGUUACAUGCAGAGUAGGGCUGAAGCUCUCCAUAAUGUGGAGUCGACAAUUCAUGAGCUAGGCAGCAUAUUCACACAACUGGCAACCAUGGUUUCACAGCAGGGAGAGCUUGCCAUCAGGAUCGACGAGAACAUGGAUGAUACACUGGCUAAUGUAGAAGGGGCACAGAGCCAGCUGGCAAGGUACCUUACCAGUAUAUCAUCCAACCGGUGGUUGAUGAUCAAGAUAUUUGGUGUUCUGAUUGUCUUCCUCAUGUUUUUCUUAUUUUUUGUGGCAUAAGAAUAUUCAUGGAAACUAGUCAAAGGAAAAGAGAAUCAUAGAGCUGUUCUAUAUUUUUGUUUUAUUGGUGAUUUGCCCUUUUUGGGCGGAAGUUGAUUUUCUUUCCCAUUCAAUUGAGUAUACCUAAAAUCACAUCUAAUGUACUCCAUAGUAUUAUUUCAAUUAGUGAAAUCUUUUUCAGUUCCCAGAA